AUGAAGAUACAAUCUUGGAAUGUUAGAGGCCUUGGUAGGCUUGAGAAAAGGAGAAAAAUUAAAAGGGCGGAAAGGAAAAUUAGUUUAGUGUUGAUCCAAGAGACAAAGCGUUCAACAAUCACUCCUGAAGUGGCAAAAUCCAUCUGGUACGAAGAUAAUAUUGAGUAUAUGGCAGUGGAUGCAGAAGGCAGAGCAGGUACUCUCUUUUCCUCCUUUAACUGUGUGAUUGUUAAUGUAUAUGAUCCAUCGGAGGUGGCUAAGAGGAAAGAAUUAUGGGAUAAUUUUGCUCGGUUAAAGAAUACUUUCUUGGGGCCAUGGUGUAUGGGGGGCGAUUUCAACGAAAUAAGGACCAUUUCAGAAAGAAUUGGGUGUUCUCGUAGAGACAGAGGAAUGAGGGAGUUUAAUACCAUGAUUGACCAACUAGAAAUGAUUGAUUUACCAAUGCUUGGUAGGAAAUUUACCUGGUGCAACUCACAAAUUAGAGAGAAAUGGAGCAGAAUUGAUAGAUUUUUACUUAAUGAUGAGUGGCUACAAAAUUUCAAUUUCAAGUUAUGGGGACUUCCUAGGCUACUAUCUGACCAUUGUCCUAUAAUAUUGAUGGAGGACGAAAGAGAUUGGGGACCUAGACCUUUUAGGUUCUUGAAUGCUUGGGCCCUCCAUCCCAAGUUUAUUUCCUUAGUGGAGGAAUCUUGGUCAGAAUCUCAGGUGUUCGGUUGGGCUGGGUACAGAUGCCUUAAGAAGCUUAAAGCCUUGAAACAAAAAUUAAAAGUGUGGAAUAUUGAAGUGUUUGGGAAGAUUGAAUUUAAAAUCAAAGCUGCUGAAGAGGAAGCACAUGCUAUUGAACUAAUUGCUGAAGAAAGAGCACUCCUGGGGAAUGAACAAGCUCGAAGAAGGGAACUAAUGGGGGAAGUUUGGAGAUUGAAUAAAAUGCUAGAGCAGCAGAUAUAUUAG
This is a messenger RNA of Camellia sinensis, 951 nucleotides long. Lineage: Eukaryota; Viridiplantae; Streptophyta; Magnoliopsida; Ericales; Theaceae. The record is from RefSeq and is a predicted model, not a curated record.